This is a messenger RNA of Aureobasidium musti, 2064 nucleotides long. NCBI's taxonomy places the organism in Eukaryota, Fungi, Ascomycota, Dothideomycetes, Dothideales, Saccotheciaceae. The record is from the annotation of a GenBank genome assembly.
AUGGUUCUCGAGACUCCCUUACUCAGAGUCAGCCGUCCCGUCGCUGCCUGUUCGCGAUGUAGGUCUGCGAAGAUCAAGUGCGACGGCAAACUUCNNCCAUCUGGCAAACAAGCCGAGUGCUCAAGCACCAGCGACCAGUUUGCCAGAGGUAAAGAGCGAAGCUACGUCGCUACUUUGGAAACAAGGAUAGAAAAGCUUGAGCGCAGACUGCAAGAGUCUCAACAUAGGAAAGCCUCUGUUGUGCCCCCACACAACAACGAUGGUGCUGUACAGAGACAAGCUCCUUCCGAAGGGCUCACCAGAACUUCCAAGAGGCUCGAAGCUCAAGAAAUCGAUGAUCUCGUGUCUGACUUUGGCUACCUCACUGUAAAUGCAACCGCGCGAGAUUUCUACGGAUUUACAUCGAGCAUGUCCUAUGCUCGCAUGGUACUCUCGGCUUGCACCAAGGACACACUCCCUUCUGGUUUUGUGACUCCACUACCGCCUCGAAACGAGGCCAUAAUCACCAUCAGGCAUUAUUUCGAAAACUUCUUCGUUAUGUACCCGUUCUUUGAAGAGUCGAGUUUCUACGCCUCAAUCGAUGCUGUUUAUAACUCGGAGACCUCUAAAACGUCCACAGCAACACCGUUUGACCACUUUUCUGUUAGACUGGUACUAGCAAUCGCGCAUUCUGGACGAAUGGAGCAACGAGGCGACGGCAACUACAUGGCGGCAAUAGGACAUGUUUCUGCUGCCUUGGUCCAUGCUGAACACGUUCUUCGUCCUGGAUCUAUCGCAAGCGUCCAAGCAAUGCUGCUGCUACACGAGUAUUCUAUGAUCGAUCCUCACCAUUUUGACAGUUGGGGCCUUAUAGGUGCAGCUUCGCGCGCCAUGGUUGACUUGGGCCUACAUCAAGAUCCUCCUCGAAGCGCUUCUAUCUCCAAAGCGAAGCUAGAGCUAAGGAGACGAGUUUUCUGGUGUGUUUACGGUUUCGAUCGGUCGACGAGCCUAAUCCAAUCACGAGCCUUUUCGUUUUCGGACGAUUCUACCAACGUUGCACUGCCUUUUUCUGCAGCGCAGACGUUGGUAUCGCCAGAUGCCAAAGACUCGAACCACAUUCUGUUCAAAAGUUUCGGUUCAGCGAUUGACCUCUUCAAUUUACGACGGAUACAGUCAAAUUGGUACACCGAGUUAUUUCAAUCAGGACGAAUACCUUUGUCGGACCCUUACCCAAUCAUAUGGCGUUCUUGCGAAGCGAUGAGGAACUGGUUCGCUGGACUGUCCCCGAGCAUGAGUCCACAAGUUCGCACCUUCUUCGAGCUCAACUUGCUCUACUCCUACAUCUAUAUCCUCGCCGCAUCACCACGGAUGCCAUUUGUUGCACCAUUUGCGCAAAGUCUUAUCUUUGAGCAUUGCAUCCAAUACGCAGAGAAGAUGACAUCUCAUGCGAAUGAGCGCGUCAAGACGGCUCCAUUGAGCUUUUACGAUGCGAUGCGAGUAUACAUGACUGGUCGUCAGUUUAUCGAGGUGUUACAAGGCAACGAAGAUAGGCUCUUAUCGGGCAUCAUCCCGGAUCCACCACUUGUUCCUGUCGAUUCAGCGCCACCGCCGCCAGCACCUCACACACCCCGGGAUUUCCAAAAGAACCUCAUGCGAAGUAUCACCUGCAUAAAGCGUCUGACAGAUUGUCUUGGGUUGUUCGGAUUGCGAUGGGGAUACAUGAGUUGGCGUGAUCGCUUCCAACGUGACUCCGAGAGUCUUUUGUCCUCUCUGAACCAGCGUGUAUGGAAGAGGCAGGACUCCUCGAACGUCCCUGCUCGACCUGUCUGGAACUUUACCGACUCUAUUGGUCCUCUUACGGAGACUGUCAUUCCCCCUCCUGGUCCGCAUCAACAUCUUCAACCGCUUAUCACUCCAACCUACCCUCCGGAGUUUCAGCAGAGUACUGAGUUCUAUCAAUCCCACUACAACAGCGUUACUCCUCAGACACUGCACCAGUAUCCAGCAUGGCAUGGGCAUGAGACGCUCGGCCCAAUCGGCGACCAGCAAGAGCAGCUUGGCCCAACGCAAGCCCGACCUUAUUGA